GACAUCUGCAAAAGGAAAAGUGAAAAACAAACAAUGCAAUAUUUGAAACCAGCGUUUCGAAAAGCGGCAUUCUACUGCCACUCCUUAACGUUAAACCCUACCUCUGUCGUCCUCUUCCCGUUUCGGUUUCGCCUCGCACCACCCGUUUCGCGCUUCUCCUCCUCAAUGGCGGUGCCUCCGUCGUCGCUGGACAAGCAAUUCGACGCGUUUAGGGUUCAGCUCGAAGAAUCUGGAACCUUGCGCGACCGAAUUCGAAGCGUCGUUUCGGAGAUUGAGUCCUCAACUAGGCUCAUCUAUGCAACCCUUCUUCUCGUUCACCACUCUCGUCCCACUCCUGAUGUUUUAGAGAAGGCCAAGUCUCAGAUUAAUGUAUUAAAGGAGCAGUAUAAGCAACUUGCUGAAGUUGUUGGAGGAUGCCCUGGGCAAUACUAUAGGUACCAUGGUGAUUGGAGGAGUGAGACACAGUCCGUAGUUUCGAUGCUUGCUUUUAUGCAUUGGCUUGAAACAGGAAGCCUUCUCGAGCACAAAGAAGCUGAGGAAAAACUUGGGUUGAAUAGUUCAGACUUUGGCCUAGAUGUCGAAGACUACUUAAUAGGUGUCUGUUUUAUGUCUAAUGAAUUGCCAAGGUAUGUGGUGAAUCAAGUGACAGCUGGGGAUUAUGAUUGUCCGAGGAAGGUCUUAAAGUUCUUAACAGAUCUCCAUGCUGCAUUCCGCAUGCUAAAUCUUCGCAAUGACUUUUUGCGAAAGAAGUUUGAUGGCAUGAAGUAUGACCUCAGGAAGGUCGAAGAAGUUUACUAUGAUGUUAAGAUUCGGGGUUUGACACCUAAUGGUGAGUCAAUUGGAGAUCAAGGAAUCCAAGGACAGUCUUAAGUUGUGAUAGCUGUAGACCCAAAGCGAGAAUAUCAAUACAGGAAGCUUUACUGGCUUCUCAACAAUUACGCACCUUAAAAACUUCUAUAGGCUCGAAACGGAAUAGAGAAGGUAAUUGAUUGACUUCUUGACAAGAAGCACGAAAGGGGUGUGUAACAGCUUAGGAUCAGGCAUUCAAAACUAAACAAAUAAUAAGUUCAGGUUUGAUAAGAUAAAUCAAUAUUUUAUAACACUUUCCAGGUUAUUUGAUUGUUAUAAAUUUUGGGUGUUACAACAAUUUUGAGGAAUUAUCGUAGUCAGCUCAGAAGGUUGGAAUUUGCAUGGAGUGUACCCUGAAACUUAUUUUAGUAGUUUGUAUUGUUUUUUCUAACGUUA
Messenger RNA from Cajanus cajan (pigeon pea), 1245 nucleotides. RefSeq names its product Translin family protein. NCBI's taxonomy places the organism in Eukaryota, Viridiplantae, Streptophyta, Magnoliopsida, Fabales, Fabaceae. The record is from RefSeq and is a predicted model, not a curated record. Gene Ontology annotation, molecular function: single-stranded DNA binding; RNA binding; sequence-specific DNA binding. Gene Ontology annotation, biological process: RNA metabolic process.